This is a messenger RNA of Aspergillus nidulans FGSC A4, 2373 nucleotides long. RefSeq lists its product as uncharacterized. The record is from RefSeq and is a predicted model, not a curated record. The coding region runs from base 1 to 2373 and encodes 790 amino acids. The transcript has 3 exons. NCBI's taxonomy places the organism in Eukaryota, Fungi, Ascomycota, Eurotiomycetes, Eurotiales, Aspergillaceae.
AUGGCACGCUCUGCAAGGCGCUCGCGACCGGUUCGUUCGAAUCGCACUCACGUUCCCUCCUACAACGAAGAUAGCGGACCCAGCGAUUCCCUGGGCGGAGACAGCGAGACCGACCAACACCGCUCUGGAGGCCUGUCGCAUUCCUUACGAUCACGAGAUUCGAAUCGCGUCCCUAUAUCAUACCGUGAAGAAUCGACCGAUGAUGAUGUCCUGAAUAACUCUCAUGAGGAAGAUCCAGAUGAUUCGCUUCAUCGGACCUAUCCUCUACCCGACGCUGAUAUGCGGGCCACGCCUACAACACAAUCAACGGCCAGUCGUCCUCGUCGUAGACGGUCUGUUAAAACAAGGUCCCAGACGCAGAAGGCAAAGCGGACACCGACUAAAAGGCGACUGGAGUUGGGACGGCCUCUGAACAAGCGGAGAAAGGCGGCGGACGAGACGGAUACUCUGUUCGCUAGUUCGGGAGUGAUUCCCCCAUGGCAGACCCUCCCAUAUCAUAUACUGUUCGACAUUUUCCUCCGUGCCUCUUACCCUCUUGUAGAUGAACGAGCUCUGAAGAGGAACCGCACAGUGGGUUGGCUAUUGAAUAUUGCGCUGCUAUGCCGCGGUUUCCACGAGCCUGCGCUAGCAGCCCUCUAUCACUCGGUGCCAACGAUACCUGCCCUCAAGUCUCAUGGCUUGUUAAGCCUUCUUAUGAAACCUCAAGAUUCGCUGUCUACAAACUACCGUAAUAAGAUCAAGGAGCUACACGUCGAUGUUGAAGCCCUUUUAUUGUACAAAAGCGGUCCUGCCUUCGGGUACUUCGACCUACCAGCAUUGGUCCAGCAUACUCCCCAGGUCAAUACACUACGACUCUAUCACAGGGAUGAUUUCAUGGUUGGCCUUCCUCGGUGGGGUAUCCCUUCUUCGAAAUGGCUCUAUCCUGACGCCCUUUUCAAAACUAUCAAUUCGAAUUCGAUCCGACUUCACAGUUGGGACUGGAAUGCCCGGUUCAUGACUACACAAAAUCUUCUUCCACUCAUGUUAGAAAAUCAUAAUGAGGCUUCGUUCAAGAGUAUUCAGGAUCUCAGGAUAUUUCACAUCUGUGCGGAAGAUCCAGAUGGUGAUGACCAAGUUGUUGGGAUGACUGAUACCAGAGAGGACGUUCUGGCGGCGGCCCUCAACGUGCUUCCCAUGUUGCGCCGACUGGAGUUUCUGGGUUCCUCUAUACUGAAUGACUGUCUACUACCAAAAUUACCGUUGAACCUAACUUCCCUCUCCAUCAACAACUGUGAUGAUGUAACUACGGCCAAUUUUAGCCUCUUUCUUGGCACUCACGGCCAUAGUCUCCGUGAAUUGAGCCUCAGUCACAAUCGUCAUUUGAGCCUCUCUUUUGUUGUUGAUCUCAAGGGAUCCUGCCCGUGCUUGGAAAAGUUCACAGUAGAUAUAUCGAUACACGACCUUUCGUCAUAUCACGACGUUGAGCCUCAUUUUGACGAGCUGCUCUCUCCUUCGGAGAUUCCAUCGUGGCCUACCACCUUACAGCACCUGGAGUUGAUCCAGUUGCGCAAGUGGAAGGAGAACACGGCUGAAGCAUUUUUUGCUUCCCUGAUUGAAGCUGCUCCUGAGCUUCGUAGUCUACGAACUCUGGUGAUUAGCGCAAUUCUCAAGACAGGAUGGCGUGACCGUGCCUCUUUCCGUGAACGGUGGAUUGGCAAGCUGAAGAAGGUCUUCUUACGGCGGAGCACGCCACCUAAUCCGGCACUUUGCACUCUCGCACGGAACUCGGAGGGCCUGUCUUCAGGCAAACCAAGCGAGGGUUCGCAGCCCAACGACACCGAGUUUGCGUCUCCGUCAAAACGAAAAAGCGCGCGAAUCGCCAGCCUCAGACAUUUCGAUGGUGAAGAAAUCCGAAGCUUAUCGACCCGGGCUCAUCAGAUAAAUGAAAAUGACAGUGAGCUUGACACUCCCGCCACACAGGGCAUGUGCAAUGUUGUGGAAAUUCGAAUCGACAACCAACGCCCGAGGGAUACACAAUUCAAUGAAUCAGACUUCUUGGACGAUGAAUUAAGUGGGGACGAAGAAUGGACAGGUCAAGACGUUGACCUGGGCGACGGAGGCCAUGCCUGCUCUAGCAAGGUCUGUGGUGAAAACACCAACUCACUCAACAGCGGCGCAGAAUCUGCAGCAACACCUACGCUGGUUUCCGUUGGACGUUACCCCGGGACCCUUGGCUUUUUCAUCCAACAGAGCGCUAGUGGUCUAUCUGCAAUGUUUGUCUCUCCAUUUAUGGCCCAGCAAUGCUCCAGCUUUUACGCCCUUGAGCUGCAGUUCUUACCCAAAUUUGGAACUUUGGACGGAUCCAUAAGUGAUAAGUCGAUUCUGCCAUUGUAA